UGUUAUUCAGAGCUGGGCACGGGCGCAGGGGCUCAGGUUUGGCCUGGGCAUCGGUGGCCUUCAUUCUGCGACCUGCAGCGAGUCUUUCCGACCCUGACCCCUUACAACUCCUCAGUCUAGGUUGGACUCCCUAGCAGAGACUGAGAAAAAUGUCCGCAGACUUUUACAGCAAGGAGAGCGACUAUGGCUACAUCCGCAAGGUCUCCGGACCUGUGGUGGUCGCCGACCACAUGGCCGGUGCUGCCAUGUAUGAGCUGGUUCGCGUGGGCACGGACAAUCUGAUUGGUGAAAUCAUUCGUCUGGAGGGCGACAGCGCCACGAUCCAGGUGUAUGAGGAGACGGCUGGUCUCUGCGUGGGCGACGUGGUGGUGCGCACCAAGAAGCCCCUGUGCGUGGAGCUGGGCCCUGGUGUCCUGGGCAACAUCUUCGAUGGCAUUCAGCGCCCGCUGAAGCAGAUUGCCAUUGACAGCGGCGACGUGUUCAUUCCUCGUGGUGUGGCCUGCCCGUCCCUGGACAUUGUGAAGCAGUGGGAGUUCCAGCCGAAGGGCUUCAAGGUCGGCGACCGCAUCACCGGUGGUGACAUUUACGGUAUCGUGAAUGAGAACUCGCUCAUUGAGCACCGCCUGAUGCUGCCGCCCGGCGCUCGCGGUACUGUCACCUACAUUGCCCCCACGGGCCACUACAACGUGGAGGAGGAGAUCAUCGAGGUGGACUUCCAGGGCACCAAGAAGCGCUACUGCAUGAAGCAGCUGUGGCCCGUGCGCAUGCCGCGCCCGGUGGCCCAGAAGCUGCUGGCCGACACGCCCCUGCUGACCGGCCAGCGCGUGCUGGACGCCCUGUUCCCCUCGGUGCUGGGCGGCACCUGCGCCAUUCCCGGCGCCUUCGGCUGCGGUAAGACCGUCAUUUCGCAGGCGCUGUCCAAGUACUCGAACUCGGACGGCAUCAUCUACGUGGGCUGCGGCGAGCGCGGCAACGAGAUGGCGGAGGUGCUGGCGGAGUUCCCCGCCCUGACCAUGACGCUGCCGGACGGCCGCGAGGAGUCGAUCAUGAAGCGCACCUGCCUGGUGGCCAACACCUCGAACAUGCCCGUGGCGGCGCGCGAGGCGUCCAUCUACACCGGCAUCACGCUGGCGGAGUACUUCCGCGACAUGGGCUACCACUUCUCCAUGAUGGGCGACUCCACCUCGCGCUGGGCCGAGGCGCUGCGUGAGAUCUCGGGUCGCCUGGCGGAGAUGCCUGCCGAUUCCGGUUACCCCGCCUACCUGGGCGCCCGUCUGGCCUCGUUCUACGAGCGCGCCGGUCGUGUGCAGUGCCUGGGUGGCCCCAAGCGCGAGGGCUCCGUCACCAUCGUGGGCGCCGUGUCGCCCCCCGGUGGUGAUUUCUCGGACCCCGUCACGGCUGCCACCCUGGCCAUCGUGCAGGUGUUCUGGGGCCUGGACAAGAAGCUGGCGCAGCGUAAGCAUUUCCCUUCGGUCAACUGGCUCAUCUCCUACUCCAAGUACACCAAGUCCCUGGAGCCCUUCUACGACAAGUUCGACCCCGAGUUCGUGCAGCUGCGCACGGUGUUCCGCGAGGUGCUGCAGAAGGAGGAUGAGCUGAACGAGAUCGUGCAGCUGGUGGGCAAGGACGCGCUGGCGGAGACGGACAAGAUCGUGCUGGAGACGGCCCGCUUCAUCAAGGACGACUACCUGCAGCAGAACUCGUUCACCAAGUACGACAAGUACUGCCCCUUCUACAAGUCCGUGGAGAUGAUGCGCAACAUCUCCACCUUCCACCGCCUGGCCACCGCCGCCAUCGAGAAGACGGCAGCCGGCAACGCCGAGGGCCAGAAGAUCACGCUCAACGUGAUCAAGCAGCGCAUGGGCGACACCCUCUACAAGCUGACCUCGCAGAAGUUCGAGGACCCGGCCGAGGGCGAGGAGGUGGUGCGCCGCAAGCUCAAGGCGGUGUACGAGGAGCUGCACGACCGCUUCCGCGCCCUGGAGGACGAGUUCCGGUAAUCGGAGCGCCACGCGGGCGGGUGCUGACCGGAGCUAGCUGCGUAGCUGCGCGGACUGGAGCCUAGCCCUAGCACUGGGGCUUGGAGCCGGAGCUGGAGUCAGAAGGACUGGCGCUGGGCGCGCAGGCCGCAGCAGCAACAGCAGUGGCUCGAGAGUUUUUACGGGGUGUGGGUUUCGCGCCGGGGGUUUGGGACCCGGUGUUGUUCAUGACCGCGGCACCGUUGCCGCCGACAUCAGACAAGGGGUUAUGAGAGGGCGCGGCGCCUGCGGCCGCACCACAUGGGUCGUACAAAGGGUGGACGGCCGAUACGGCGGGAUUUCACCUGACCAUCACCGCUUGACCAGUAGACAUAUAACCACCCAAGUCUGGUGGGUCGGACCGACGUGCUCUGAGGGUUUUAGAGGGUAGACAUUUGGUAUUUGAAGCAGCGACGUGCUGGAAGGGGGCGUGCGAAGCGUGGGUACACCUGUCCCGUCGUCUAUCAGCCGACUGGCGGCCUGAAGGUGCGGAACGUUGCCUCGAGUGCAUGGAUUCGGGAUGUGCCUUUGUUCGGAACCCAUUUUGCUUCCGUGCAGUCCGGCGGCGCACUGCGCCAGCGCUCCCGCAACCAUUCCUGUGGGGCUGGUCGCGUGUGCUGCCUGGAGAAGGGGCCACACGAGCGCGUAUGGACUGGUAUAGGCGCCUCGGUGUAACAAACACGUGAA
Messenger RNA from Chlamydomonas reinhardtii, 2705 nucleotides. RefSeq lists its product as uncharacterized. The transcript is spliced from 11 exons. NCBI's taxonomy places the organism in Eukaryota, Viridiplantae, Chlorophyta, Chlorophyceae, Chlamydomonadales, Chlamydomonadaceae. Gene Ontology annotation, molecular function: ATP hydrolysis activity; ATP binding; proton-transporting ATPase activity, rotational mechanism. The record is from RefSeq and is a predicted model, not a curated record. Gene Ontology annotation, biological process: ATP metabolic process; proton transmembrane transport. The coding region runs from base 150 to 2000 and encodes 616 amino acids. Gene Ontology annotation, cellular component: proton-transporting V-type ATPase, V1 domain; plant-type vacuole.